Messenger RNA from Mobula hypostoma (lesser devil ray), 2091 nucleotides. It is a transcript of the gene kcnq1.2, whose product is annotated as potassium voltage-gated channel, KQT-like subfamily, member 1.2. The transcript is spliced from 21 exons. Gene Ontology annotation, molecular function: voltage-gated potassium channel activity. Gene Ontology annotation, cellular component: voltage-gated potassium channel complex; membrane. NCBI's taxonomy places the organism in Eukaryota, Metazoa, Chordata, Chondrichthyes, Myliobatiformes, Myliobatidae. The record is from RefSeq and is a predicted model, not a curated record. Gene Ontology annotation, biological process: potassium ion transmembrane transport.
GGAGACGGAGACAGAAAACUCGCGUCCCUUCCAACUCUUUUGAAAGAAGGGUACGGAGGUGUGAUUUGAAAGACUGGUUCGUGACGAUUCCAAACCAGCACUGUUAUAACGUGUAGUCGGGAGGUAAACGAUUUAUUGUCUUGAAUUAACAAAUGUUCUGGGGAUCAAAGGUAAAGGGACGGCAUGUCGUACUCCAAAGAUGAAGCUGACGGGUUUCCCAUGUACAGUCUGCAAGCACAGGACGACACCACUGUUUAUAAUAGAUCGGGUAUUCCUUGCAAUCCCGAGGCUGACGUGAAUAAUUCUCCUCUUCGGAAAAAUGGUGCACCCAUUGCCUGCACGGAGACGGUCAAAAGUAAUUCGUCGACCCGCUUUUACCGACCAUACUUGACCAAGACGAGCGUGCAGGGAGAUGUGUACAACUUCUUAGAAAGACCCAGCGGUUGGAAGUGCUUUUUAUAUCAUUUCUCUGUAUUCUUGAUGGUGUUGAUUUGUUUGAUCUUCAGUGUGCUAUCUACUAUAGAUUAUUAUGCUGAUUUUGCCACAGGAUCUCUUUUUUGGAUGGAAAUUGUAUUAGUGGUGUUUUUUGGAGCUGAAUAUGUCGUCCGGCUAUGGUCUGCAGGCUGCAGGAGUAAAUAUGUUGGUGUUAAAGGAAGGAUUCGGUUUGCCAGAAAACCUAUUUCAAUUAUAGAUCUGAUUGUAGUGAUUGCAUCCAUCAUAGUUCUCAGCGUUGGAUCAAAUGGCCAAGUGUUUGCCACUUCCGCUAUCAGGGGUAUUCGUUUCCUUCAGAUCUUAAGGAUGCUGCAUGUAGACCGGCAAGGUGGUACUUGGAGACUUUUGGGAUCUGUUGUAUUCAUUCAUCGUCAGGAGCUCAUAACAACACUAUACAUAGGCUUUUUGGGUCUGAUUUUUUCUUCCUAUUUCGUGUAUCUGGCUGAAAAAGAUGCGGUUGAUGAGAAAGGGAUGACUGGAUUUGGAAGUUAUGCUGAUGCUUUAUGGUGGGGUGUGGUAACAGUGACAACAAUUGGAUAUGGCGACAAAGUUCCACAGACAUGGAUUGGAAAAACAAUAGCUUCCUGUUUCUCCGUUUUUGCAAUAUCUUUCUUUGCACUUCCAGCAGGUAUACUGGGAUCUGGAUUUGCUCUUAAAGUUCAGCAGAAACAACGUCAAAAACAUUUCAGUCGGCAGAUACCUGCUGCAGCCUCUCUCAUUCAGACCUUAUGGAGAUGUUAUGCUGCAGAGAAGACCCACAGCUCUACUGCUACAUGGAAUAUAUAUCUAAUGCCUCCCGAUCGUAGUUCCAAAAUAUCAGCAGCAGCAGCCAGUCCACAAAUGAGAAAACAGUAACUUCCUCUCAAAAAAUAUAAAAGAAAAUGCAAAACAGGACAAGAUAAUGAGACAGCACUUGCGGUGAAUACUGGAGAACAUGCUGUUUCAGUACCACGGAUAACCUAUGACCGUACUGAUGAAAAGGAAGAUAAGAAAGAUGUCACGUUUUUUAUCGAUGAGACAUCAGGUCUUACAAGGAUGUUUAGACAAUCUGAUCGACAGUUUUCCUGGUCCUCCUUCACCAUCUGUACCUCAAGCUGUCCCUCAUCACCAGUGAGAAAACGUGCCACUGAAGGAAAUCCAAACGAUAUUUCGCGGACCAGCAGUUUUACUGAUGGAAUGGACUUGAUGGUUGAAGAAUCAGCGCUGCCGGUGGUGACAGAUGUAUUACAAUUAACAGAAGCACAUAGGACCGCUGUAAAAGUUAUCCGACGUAUGCAGUAUUUUGUUGCCCGAAGAAAAUUUCAGCAAGCACGAAAACCGUAUGAUGUACGAGAUGUUAUUGAACAAUAUUCCCAGGGACACCUAAAUAUGAUGGUCCGGAUCAAAGAACUACAACGAAGGUUGGAUCACUCCCUGGGAAAACCUGCAUUUUUUCUUUCAGAAAAGGGACUAGACAAAGGAUACUACACUGCAGGAGCCAGACUGAUUCGUCUGGAAGAUAAGUGCGGUCACGCACCAGCAGCAUGAACCCCAGCAGGUUGAGCACACAGCCCCGGGGAGCGCUGCUACUCCAUGUGAUGAAGCUAGAGGUGUUGCUGC